GCAGGUAUAUGCAAAAGUAAGAAAACUCGAAAAGUCACUAUGGAACAGUCAAAACCUACAAGUUUGGAGCAGGUCCCAGAGGAACUGUCAGAUCCCUUGCCCUCUGUAGUUGUUGACCACGACAGAUUAAAGAAACUUCUUGACUUGGUGGUCAAGAAAAGUAACAACCUGAGUGUUGACCAACUUGAGAGAUUGUAUUCGCUCCUCAGUCAGUGCAUCUACAGACAUCGUAGAGAUUAUGACAAAUCACGACUUAUAGAGGAGAUGGAAAGAACAGUUCAUGUGUUUGAAACAUUCCUGUGAACUCGUCAAGAUGGGUACCUGAAACCAACCAGCCUACAAGAACCAAACGGAACUUCAUAUAGUUGUAUCUGGUAUAAAUAAAGAAUACAAUGCCACAGCUUGGAGAUUUUUGGUGCUACACAGAAACUGUCCUCAUUUCUGCUCUUGUUUGCUCUUCGUGUGUUAUCUUUUGGGAAACUUCGGGCAAAGUGGAGACCAACACGAGAGAACUGGAAAGAGCAGAUCUAAGUUGAAUAUUUUUGAACAGGCAAUUUUUUUUAAUUUUCUUUCCAGUUU
Molecule: messenger RNA, 579 nt
Organism: Tinamus guttatus (white-throated tinamou)
Lineage: Eukaryota; Metazoa; Chordata; Aves; Tinamiformes; Tinamidae
Source: RefSeq, a predicted model, not a curated record